Chelmon rostratus (copperband butterflyfish) is the source of this 3580-nucleotide messenger RNA. RefSeq names its product gastrula zinc finger protein XlCGF57.1-like. The record is from RefSeq and is a predicted model, not a curated record. The coding region runs from base 505 to 2406 and encodes 633 amino acids. NCBI's taxonomy places the organism in Eukaryota, Metazoa, Chordata, Actinopteri, Chaetodontiformes, Chaetodontidae. Gene Ontology annotation, molecular function: DNA-binding transcription factor activity, RNA polymerase II-specific; RNA polymerase II cis-regulatory region sequence-specific DNA binding. The transcript has 2 exons. Gene Ontology annotation, biological process: regulation of transcription by RNA polymerase II.
GCGACACUUCCUGUGGCUAACAUGCUAAGUUCUUCCGUUACGUCGUUCCCAUAAAAUUCAGUCUGAGUGAGGCAGCAGAGCCUGUUUAUCUGGAUAAAGUUGUUGAAGUGGACUUUGUGUAAACUUUCGGGAUGUUUCAGCCCAGACUCAUCUCCUGUUGAAGUUAAGUUAGCGUAUGUGAAGGAAUUUAGCGUAGCUUGCUAGCAGGAAAUAGACGGAGCUCGGCCUCACGGUGCUAGUCGGAGUAGCUUCGACAGAGACCAAACUGUAUUUUUCACGGAGCCCAAAUGUCCAGAUAGAGCUGUGUGAAUAGACUCUGUGCUGUUCCCUUUAUUUGACGCUGUUUUCCAUCUGAAUGAUCUGCUGCUGUCCGCCGAAGCUCAUGAAGCUAACUUAGCCUGGUAGCAGGAAAUAGACGGAGCCGAGCGUCAUUUAAUCAUCAGAGAGAACAAAGAGUUUUUAACGGAGUGAGUCUGGAGGAAAAGCUGCUGUGAAUCAGUCAAAAUGUCUAAAGUCCAAACGCUGAGAGCUUUUGUGAAGCAGCGACUAACUGCGGCUGCUGAAGAGAUAUUUGAGCAGUUUGAAAGAACGAUAGCAGAGUACGAGGAGGAAGUUUGUCGACAACAGAAACUACUGGACGCUGUUUUCAAGCCUGAAGUCCGGUUACACAGAGCAGACGUCCAGCUGCUGUUGGUGAGGAAAGAAGAGGAUCCUCCUGAGCAGCAGGACUGGAGAUCCAGUCUGGACCAGGAGGACCCAGCAGAGCCGCCUCACAUUAAAGAGGAACAGGAGGAGCUGUGGACCAGUCAGGAGGGAGAGCAGCUGGGAGGUCUGGAGGAGGCUGAUAUCACCAAGUUCACGUCCCCUCCUGUCCCUGUGAAGAGUGAAGAAGAGGAUGAAGAGGAACCUCAGUCCUCACAGCUUCAUCAGAGACAAACUGAACAGAUGAGAACAGAAGCUGAUGGAGAGGACUGUGGAGGACCAGAACCAACCAGGACCUCAGAUCCAGAUGCACAUUUACAACCUGAGACUGAUGACAGGACUGCAGAUUUUUCUAAACUUAAGAAAAAAGUCAGUGAUGAUUGGAAGAAAUGCAGUGAACCUGAGUCAGGUUUAAACUUUCUGAAAAAUAACAGUGAAUGUCGUUCUGCCAGGAAAUCAUUUAGCUGCCUUGUGUGUGGUAAACGAUUCAGCUAUAAGUCAAAUCUUCGGACACACAUUAGAAUUCACACAGGAGAGAAACCAUUUAGUUGCGCAGUUUGCAGUAAAAGAUUUAUACAAAAGGUACACCUAUCACGACACAUGGCUCACCACACAGGAGAGAAGCGGGACCGCUGCAGUGAUCGUGGCAAAAGAUUGACUCAGCAGUCCCAGCUCAAAACCCACCAGUGUGCUGGUCUUCAAUCCUCACAGCUUCAUCAAAGCCAAACUGAAGAGAACAGGGAUGCAGAGCAUGUGAACAGAAAGGCUGAAGGAGAGGACAGUGGAGGACCAGAGCCAGACAAAAAUUCAGAUCCAGAUAGACAUUUACAACCUGACACUCAUGACAAGACGUGUCACUCCUCUGAAUCUGAGACUGAUGACAGUUGUGAUUGGGAGGAGACCAGAGAGCCUCAGUCAGGUUUAAACCCUCUACAGAACAAUGAAGUACCUGUCAGUGAUGUUAAAUGUAAAACUGGAAAAACUUCAGUGAGCUCCUCUGCAUGUACUUCAAGCUCUGACCACAAGGGGCGUCUGCAGAGACACAGUGGAAACCAAACAGGAGAGAAACCAUUGAGUUGCUCAGUUUGUGGGAAAAGAUACCAGCGAAAGAAAUUCUUCAGGAAACACCUGAGACUUCAUUCAGAGGGAAAACGUUUCAGCUGCUCAGUUUGGAAGAAAACUUUGCAACGGAGAGAACAUGUUGUGAGGCACAAGAGAGUCCACACAGGAGAGAAACCCUUCAGUUGUUCUUUCUGUGGAAAAGAAUUUGCAAUAGGCUCAAGUUUGAGGAAACACAUUAGAGUUCAUACUGGAGAAAAACCUUUCAGCUGCUCAGUUUGUGAAGUUAGUUUCAGUCUCAGAAACAAUUUGACCAGACACAUGAGGACCCAUAUUGGGGAGAAACCAUUUAGUUGUUCAGUCUGUGGAAAACGAUUUGCAUUCAGCUCAAAGUUGAGGUCACAUGCAAAAGUUCAUACUGGAGAAAAACCUUUCAGCUGCUCAGUUUGUAAAGUUAGUUUCAGUCGCAGAGACAGUUUGUCCAGACACAUGAGGACCCACACUGGGGAGAAACCAUUUAGUUGUUCUGUGUGUGGUCGAAGAUUUGCACAAAAUCCACAUCUGAAAUAUCACAUGAGAAUCCACAUGAGAAACCAUGAGGUUUCAGAGUUUGUCACAGAGGAUUCACUCGGCUCCAGACUUUAAAAACACACGAGUGUGUUUGAGAGCAGCAGAAACACAUGAGAUGCUGGUUGAAACUGAUAUUUCAUCCUUUCCAAGAAGUUUGCUUUUUGCUUCAUUGAAAGUAUUUUCUGUCAGCUCCACAGCGUUGUGGUCAACAUCUGUUCUCUUGUUAAAUAAUGUGAUCACUCAGAUCUCAUAUGUGUGUCGAGAGAAUUGAAGGUUUUGGAAUCAUUUUUCAUCCCAUGAGUGUGUGUGUUUAUUGCAUUUAUUUUGUUGGAACAAAAACCCAAGAGACUCCCAAGACAUAUCCCCUCACCCCGACUGCCUGUGUGGACCUGUGUGUACCUGUGUGGACCUGUGAAGACCAGGUCGUGGGGUUUAAAGUGGGGCUGCUUUAUCAGAUUUUUAAAAAACAUCAAAAUGUGUUUUCACUUCAUCAGUCACUCUUUCUGUUCUUUCUCUGUAUCACUGCAGUUAUGUUAUAAACCUUUAUCCCAGCAAUGUGUCUGUACAUCUGAAGCUGCGAUGGUGUGCAGCGAUCAUGAAAAGCCCCCCCUCAGGGACACAAACCACAUCCUGCACAUGAUGGAUAUUUGGGUCAUGUUCUUAUACUUUGAUACGUUUGAUUUCACACAUAUAUUCUGCUAAUAGUUAGAUCACAUGCACAUGCUGACAUUAAUGAUAGUUGGAUCCUGAUGUGUUGAUCUUAUUCAUAUUUUCUGCUGAUGGAUUGUGUGACUGAAUAAUCAACAGAAAUUCUUCUCCUGGUUCAGUUUUUCCUUCAUUAUUCAUAGAAGUGAUUUAGACGAGGAGUGAUUCUUUGUGUGCAGAAUAUAUCUGAGGCCAGUGUGACCUAGAACAGGAGGUUUUGAGAGAGAGGCCUGGCAUGGGGGACAUGUUGGGGCCCUCGACUUAAGAUAGAACAGGUUGGUGUCAGGGAUCAGGGUGUCUCUCUAGGUUUGUCCUUGCUAACAGGUUGCUGCGGUGACGUUGGAUUCUCGAAGAUGAGCGAGCAGAGGAGAGAGAGCGCCUGGAGCCAACGAGGAGGAGCCGACGACUGUUUCAGCAUCUCCUCAUGUUCUGUCUAUAAAAUACUGGGUCAGGGAGGGGUCGAGUGUCAGACUUCAUGAACUGACCCCACUCUGUUGUGGAUCAGGGAAAGGUUAAGUCCAGACCCGGAGCUCUGUCACCUUGC